AUGUCUCUUCUUGCGGUCCUCAACGUCCUUUCCUCCUCCGAUGUCCCGGUUUAUUCUCGACAUCUUUCUCUUACGACGUUCUCGAUCUUUGCUGUCUACGCCUACCGCGACAUUUGGCCUUUCAUGACUUUCACUCUCCGGCCAGCAGACGAGGCUGAAGGUCUUGUACUAUGGAUCAAAGUCGCGCUUGCGGCAUUUGCGGGCGUGGUCGAGCCGCUGCUUGAACCCUACCCAUAUUUCCCACUGAAUCCUAAGAACCGGAUGUCGUCGCCCAACUCAGAACAAACGGCCUCAAUAUUUUCUUUCCUCCUUUAUAUCUUUUUAGACCCUGUGGUAUGGCAGGCCUAUCGUGUCCCGCAUCUUUCGCACGACCAGCUUCCGCCGCUGCCCGACUACGACGAGGUCAAGUACCUGAUACAAGAAAACUACAAUAGAUUGGACCCCUUCUCCGGCGCGAGGCAGGCACCGCUAUUUCUUGGUUUCGCCAAGGUGUUCAAGACCGAGUUUAUAUAUCAGAUCUUCAUUCUUAUCGUCGAGGCCUUCUUUAAACUCGCUGCUCCUGUGGGUGUCAACCGUCUGUUGAGGUACAACAAGGAAAGUGUAUACACCGCGGACCGCAUAGUAGUGAAACCGUGGGUGUGGAUCCUAUGGAUCGCCCUUGGACCCAUGGCCGAUACAGUGCUGACACAGUUGUACACAUACAUUUCUAGUGAAGUUGUUGUGCGCACUGAAGCUCUUGUCACUGCCCUGGUUUUCGACCACUCGCUGCGAAUCCGAUUCAACGUGAGCGCCGUACCAGAUAAAGACGGCGCCGAAAACGGUCGGGCCGCGGAGAGCAACCUCGUCGGCAGGAUCAACAACCUUGUUACAGGCGACCUAGAGGCGAUUGGCCAAGGACGCGAUUUUUUGUCCCUCGUGGUCUCCGUCCCCGUCCAGGUGGCUCUUGGUAUGUGGUUCUUGUAUACUGUGCUCGGAUGGAGUGUAUUCGUUGGAAUGGCUGUCAUGAUAUCUCUGGCACCUGUCCCUGCGAAGUUUGCGUCGCUCAUUGGCGGUAUCAUGAAGAGAAAGAUGGAGGCGACCGACGCUCGAGUGCAAACGGUGACUGAAGUGAUGGGCGUGUUGAGGAUGAUCAAGCUCUUCGGUUGGCGAAUAUUUGCAGAGAAUGAUAUUGCGGAGAAAAGAGAAGUAGAGCUGACUCUCCUGUGGAGGAGGCGGAUGUUGGACUUUCUUAACUUCUUCAUCAACCAUACCAUUCCGCUCGUCCACAUGGUCGUCACCUACAUAAUAUUUACGUUGGUCAUGAAGCGCGACCUCACAGCAUCCAUCGUCUUCUCCUCGAUGACUGCUUUCAACAUGCUCCGAAAUCAGCUUUUUAAAGUGCUGAAUACAAUGCCGACGCUUAUAACUGCAAACGUCUCUCUCGGACGGCUCGCGGACUUCCUCUGGAAUACCGAACUUCUGGACGCGUUUGAAGAGGAUCCGACCGCGGAGCUGGAGCUGUCAAAUUCUCACAAGGAACAUAUUGGCUUCGGCAAAGCCGAGUUUUCUUGGAUCAAGUCGCUGCAUGGGACCGCUGAGCGCGCUUCUGAUUUCCGGCUUCGUGUCGAGGACGACAUGGUCUUUCACCGUGGCGCAAUCAAUUUGAUCGUCGGUCCGACAGGCUCAGGGAAGACCUGUGCGUUUAUGGCGCUCUUGGGCGAGAUGCAUUACAUGCCCGCUGGGCACGAUGCAUGGGUAAGUCUUCCUCGAGCUGGCGGCAUAGCAUAUGCGGCACAGGAGUCUUGGGUGCAAAGCGCGACCAUCAAAGAAAACAUCCUGCUGAAUCAUCCGUAUGACGAGGCGAGGUACAAGAAAGUCCUACACCAGUGUGCGCUCAACCAAGACCUGCGCCUUCUCAAGGCUGGUGACGAGACAGAGGUGGGGGAGCGGGGCUUGACUCUGAGGUACGCGCGCGUCACCCUUGCACGAGCCGUCUAUUCCCAGGCUGAGAUCCUUCUGUUGGAUGAUACUCACGCUUUGCAGGAUGUACACACCGCACGUUGGAUCGUCGACAAAUGCCUCGCUGGCGACUUAGUCGAAGGCCGUACUAUAUUACUCGCUACCCACAAUAUCGCUCUAACGAGAUCUGUUGCGAAAUUUGUCGUUUGCCUGAGCAAGGACGGUACCAUCAUCAACCAAGGUCCGCCGGCUCAAGUCUUCGAAGGUGAUGCAGCUUUAGCAGAAGAAGUGCGCCACCAGAUCCAAGCUCUAGAGUUGGAUGAGCACGAAGGCGAGAUAAUUGAGGUAGCGGAACAUAUCAAGGCGGAUCAACUUAUUGUCGCGGAAGAAAUCGCCGUUGGUCGUGUGAGCUGGCAGGCUGUGAAGAUGUUUCUCGCUGCCCUCGGCGGGAACUGGCCUAUGCUCUUCUGGUCGCAAAUAUUUUUGGGCCUUGGCCUGUCGGAGUUCUUCGACGUUGUCGAGAUGUGGUGGCUCGGCCGCUGGGCGCACCAGUACGCCAUCCAGCCGCACGACAAAGUCCAAGUAACAUUCUAUCUGAUGAUUUAUUGCGCCAUCAUCAUGUCUGUCGUGCUAGGCAGCGCAUGGGGUACCCUAUUCUAUCUCCUUGGAUCGAAGCGAGCGUCUCGCAUAAUCAACGGAAGGCUUGUAUCCUCUCUGCUAGGGAGUACAUUCCGGUGGCUGGAUGUAACACCGACGUCGCGUGUCAUCACUCGCUGUACUCAAGACAUUCAAGCGGUCGUCGUUACACUGAACAUGCUCAUCAAGCUAACCGCUGUGAUUGUCUACACUCCUGUCUUCCUCGUCCCAGCCAUCCUCACUGCAGCGCUCGGGGUCUGGUUCGGCCAUAUGUAUGUCAGAGCACAAAUGUCUGUCAAACGUGAGCUGUCGAGCGCGAAGUCUCCUGUCCUGAGUGUUUUCGGUGGUGCAAUGGACGGACUCGUGUCGAUCAGAGCGUACCACGCCCAACAAUAUUUCAGAACAGAGCUGCUAGGACGCAUUGACCACUGUACGAGGGCCGCUAAGGCUUUCAACAAUUUGCAGCGCUGGAUCUCCGUCCGUAUCGACAUGCUUUCAGCUAUAUUCUCAUCUGCAGUAGCUUUCUAUCUGGUCUACAGUGGAUACUCGACCGAUCCAGCCAGCAUCGGUUUCAUCCUGACAGUAGCAGUAACGUUCACGGAAAUGGUGCUGUGGUGUGUGAACAUGUACAACGGAUUCGAAGGUUGCUUGGAGCGCAUACUUCAGUAUCUUCAUAUCGAGCAGGAGCCCGCGGGUGGCGAAGUCCCUCCAGCGUACUGGCCGUCUAGUGGUGCACUGGAAGUCAAGAAGCUGUCCGCGCGAUACUCGCCUGAAGGGCCCGAGAUACUACAUGACUUGUCAUUCUCAAUAGGGAUGGGAGAACGGGUGGGAAUAGUCGGACGCACUGGGUCUGGGAAGUCGACUCUAACUCUGGCCUUGUUGCGCUGUAUAUGCACAGACGGCCUCGUUAUCUUCGACGGCAUCCCGACUCAGGCUCUUACAUUGGACGCUUUGCGCUCCAGCAUCACGAUCAUACCACAAAUGCCCGAAUUGGUCAGCGGCACCCUGCGCCGCAACCUUGACCCUUUCAGCCAACACGACGAUGCCAUUUUGAACGACGCUCUGCGGUCUGCAGGGCUCUAUGUGGCGCAGCACACGGCCGACGAACGCCGCUUCACAUUGGACACGACGAUCGCUGAUGGGGGCGGUAACUUGUCUGUCGGACAGAGGCAGAUCAUUGCGCUUGCCAGAGCAAUUGUACGACGGAGCAAGCUGCUAAUUCUGGACGAAGCUACAUCGGCAAUUGACUACGAGACCGACGCCGUUAUUCAGCAGUCGUUAAGGAACGAGCUCAAGGAUGUGACGGUCAUCACUGUGGCCCACCGUCUCCAGACAAUCAUGGACUACGACAAGAUAGUAGGUGCCAAUAUUUCGAACCUUCGUGAGUAUGCUCAACGGUGCUUAACGUAG
Messenger RNA from Phanerochaete carnosa HHB-10118-sp, 3984 nucleotides. RefSeq lists its product as uncharacterized. The record is from RefSeq and is a predicted model, not a curated record. NCBI's taxonomy places the organism in Eukaryota, Fungi, Basidiomycota, Agaricomycetes, Polyporales, Phanerochaetaceae. The transcript has 34 exons. Gene Ontology annotation, biological process: transmembrane transport. Bases 1 to 3984 code for a protein of 1327 amino acids. Gene Ontology annotation, molecular function: ABC-type peptide transporter activity; ATP hydrolysis activity; ATP binding. Gene Ontology annotation, cellular component: membrane; fungal-type vacuole.